Messenger RNA from Cryphonectria parasitica EP155, 1458 nucleotides. RefSeq lists its product as uncharacterized. Gene Ontology annotation, molecular function: zinc ion binding; DNA binding. The annotation marks the transcript as partial. The record is from RefSeq and is a predicted model, not a curated record. The transcript is spliced from 3 exons. Lineage: Eukaryota; Fungi; Ascomycota; Sordariomycetes; Diaporthales; Cryphonectriaceae. Gene Ontology annotation, biological process: DNA-templated transcription.
CAAGAGAUCGGCUUGAUGAGAGACGGAGACUCUCCUGGGCUUCCUCGCUUCGUGGGCAGCAGUUCUGGCAUCCACUUUGUCCGCGCUGUCUACGACAUUCUUGCGCGCAGCAGUGGCCAGCCCUCUCGCGCUCACUCGCAGCUUGUCCCGGGCGAGGACGAUCAGCUGGACGGCACGCACGAGCUCGGGGCCGCGGAAAGCCCUGGUGCUGCGGCUCGCGCUCCCUUUUGGCGAGACGACGAAACCACCUCUCGUGAAGGAAGAGGCGGCGCUGGCAUCUCGCAGCUGACGUUCGAGGAGCUGAUCCAGUGGAGUCAAAGCUAUUUUGAUGUGUGGCACCCGGCGUAUCCUUUCCUCCAGGGCCCAGAGGUGCUCGAGACGCUCGAGCGAGUCGCAGACCACGGCAUCGAAGGGGUCUCGGGAUCCGACGCCGCCAUUGUGCGAUCCAUUAUAUCCAUUUCGCUGGCGGAUGCACGUCAGCUGCCCAGAGGAAAUACACCCCCUGUCCCUUCAGAUCUCUUAUUUGUCAAUCUCGAUCAUGUCGCAUCGAGUGUUUCCUUCGUCCUCGGCAGCCCUGCCUCGCUAAAAAAUCUGCAGGCCGCGUUGGCCGUCGAAUUGUUUCUGAUAUCGAUUCUCAAAUUUAACAUGGCAUCUCGCUUAGGUGGGGUUAUUGUGAGGAUGGCAUAUCAUCUUGGUCUGCAUAGAUGUCCUCAACGGUAUUCAAAUUUCAGCACUCAUGAGGUGAUAAUGCGCAAAAGGAUAUGGUGGUCUUUCUAUUGUUUAGAAAGACUCAUCUGUCAAGUCUUGGGUUUGCCCCUGGACGUGCAAGACGACGAUGUCGAUGUCUGUCUCCCCACGACCGAGUUGCACCGGAAUAGCGCAGCAGCCGUUCACACUCCAGACCUUGGGACUUCGCAACUUCAACUGCUUACUUUGCUAUCAAAGCAUGCACAGCUGCGUGGUAUGAUAUUAGAGCUCCGCCACAAAAGUCUGCACGUCAGAGAAGACAGUAUGGACCGAGCACUAGAUGUACAGGCACGUUUGACCAGAUGGUCAAACGAGGUUCACGAUACAGCCAUGGGCUCUGAUCUAGACGAUGCGCUUAUCUCAGCUGGAAACGGCAGUGCACAGUCGGCCGAAGAUGAUCCUUUUCAGCACUACCAAACCUUGUUGCUGAUUCUCCAUCACGAAUCGACCAUCACCUUGAAUCGACCGCUUCUGGCCAAGAAGCCACCCACGCCCGCUUCUCAGGCGGCUUUGCAGGCCUGUAUUCAGGCCUCUCGAGUGAUUAUCGAAACUCUGUACGAGCGUGGCUUAGGCCCACAACCGGCCAACGCAGUCGAUGUGGCUGCCCGGCCUGUCAUAGUAUGGCCUUUACUUACCUGGUCGGUGUGGAUGAGCUGCUUCAUCCUCACAUAUGCGGCGUUCGAAGGAGUGACUAGCACAGCUUCUGCUUUG